Mytilus trossulus (common blue mussel) is the source of this 3048-nucleotide messenger RNA. Its product is annotated as neurogenic locus protein delta-like. Gene Ontology annotation, biological process: multicellular organism development; cell communication; Notch signaling pathway. The transcript has 10 exons. Gene Ontology annotation, molecular function: Notch binding; calcium ion binding. Gene Ontology annotation, cellular component: membrane. The record is from RefSeq and is a predicted model, not a curated record. Bases 92 to 1954 code for a protein of 620 amino acids. NCBI's taxonomy places the organism in Eukaryota, Metazoa, Mollusca, Bivalvia, Mytilida, Mytilidae.
CGUGAUUAAACAUGUCACCUGACUCAUCCAUCACAAUUGGUGUGUCUGUAAAAUAAACCAGAAGUGUAUUUAUUGUUAUAAUUUUUGUAGGAUGUCUUGUUUGUGUCUAGUUUGGACUUUAUUUUUCGUGUUCACUUUUUUACAGACUGUGUUUAGCAGUGGUAUCGUAGAAAUCCGAUUAUUGAAAUUCAUAAAUUCUGGAGGCGUUGGUUCUAAUGGGCAUUGCUGUGAUGGAAGGGGACCGUUCUGCUUCAGUGACUGUGAUCAUAAGUUCAGAGUGUGCAUAGACAAUUCAGAUGGACCAGAAAAUAUUCACACGUGUCCAUACUACCAUAAAGAUUCAGGAGAGAUCCGGAACAGUAAUACUGUGACAUUCGGAUCGUCUAUAGCUGGCAUACGUAAUCCUAUCAAAAUUCUCUUUGACUCUUGGCCGGGAAAACUAAAACUGAAAGUAGAAGUGUGGGAUGUAGAUGACAAUAACAAUGAUCAUGUAGAUUUCCUUAGUGGGGUGUUUGGACUAAAGGCCGCCAGAUCUCAACUUGAGGCCCCGGUAGCAGCAUUCCAAAUAAGAAAAAGAACGCUGCUAACAUACAAUGUUAAGGUUUAUUGUGAUCAAUACUAUUUUGGAGAGUAUUGUGACAUAUUUUGUAAGCCGUCUGAUGGAGACUUUGGGCAUUAUACAUGCGAUUCGACAACGGGAAUGCAGAUAUGUGAUCCAGGUUGGAGUGGCCAGUUUUGUGAUGAAAGCAAUAUAGACGAAUGUCGGACGUCACCUUGUAAUGGAACUCAGAAAUGUAUAAAUACUCUUAGUGGUUAUGAGUGCAUAUGUCCCGAUGGUUUUACAGGAUAUAACUGUGAUGAAUCUAUUAAUGCGACAUGUGCCCCUGACACAUGCAUGAAUGGAGGGACGUGUAAUAUAGUUCGGGGUUACGUUGUUUGUGAUUGCUCCCAUGGAUUUAUUGGUUUGACUUGUAACAUGGAAUUCGAUCUCUGUGCCGAUAUAAGCUGUCACAAUGGCGGAACAUGCGUGAUAACUCAUGCUGAUUACGAAUGUGUUUGUCCUUCAAGAUUCACGGGAGAAUAUUGUGAACAUAAAUUUGAGUCAAAGAUCCUACGACUUUUAUCAAAACCCUUUACAAAUGCAACCAUUGAAUCUGCUGCCUCUGUGCUUAAUUCCUCUGAAUUGAUACCUAUAGAAGAAACUGCUAUAAAUGCAACCAAUCAUACGGUUGACACUGUAAAAAAUAUAACAAAUAUUAUAGAAACAACAGAAACAACAACACCUUUAUCCAGUACGACUGUGACAAUAACCUCAACCGUCACACAAAACAUAGAAACAACAACUGAGACAAUUACCAACCCGUUCCUUACUGUGAGGGGAAGGGUAGAUAGAAACAAUAGAGAAAACGUCGGGAAAGGAAUAAGAAGUUUAUUGUAUGAUUUAAUAAAAGUAGAAGAACAACUAUAUUUGACCAUUCAGUACAAAGUGAAAACAACAUCGGUUGGGGACAUAGUCAGUGAAAUAAUAAUAAUGUCAGCCAAAGAUGGACAUCAUACAGUAAACAAUUCACUUAUACAACAUGUAUUUGACGAUACACCACAAGAAGUCAUUGAAAGUCAUAUACAUAUGCCAAUAGUACGAGAGAAAUCUUCAAUUGAGCACUUGCACGAAGUUGAUCCACAUAAAAACAGUUUUAUGCAUGUAUACUGGUACGUUGUGGUCAUACUAGUGUUGGUUGUUUGUUGUUUGAUUAUAGCUGUUGGAAUAUUUAUAUGCUUCAAACAUAAAAAAUUAUCAGAACCUAAUAAUAAAGAAGAAGUACCAAAUCAAAAUCCAAGUAUAAGUCAACCAACGUCGUCAUCACAGUCGUUUGAGAAUUCACUGUAUUUUGAAGUGAAGAAAAACAAUACGCCACAGAGUCAUACAAACCAAGCUUAUUCGUCAGUGCCAUAGAAAGAUUGAAUUAUAGUGCUUACAUACGAUAAUUGUUUGUUGAGUUAGUAAAUCGAUAUGAAUACGAUGCCUGUUAUUGCCAAUUUUGUAUUCCAUAGAAUAUCUUGAAAGUCAAUGGUUUUAAUAUAAUAAUGAUUUCAAAAUAAUCUAGAUGUAGACGACUGGUGUUAAAGCUGUUGCCCUUUCAGGACUUUGUGCGAUGCCCUUUUUAAUUAAAUAAGGAAUUAUAAGGAAAUCAAAUGAUAUUCAUCUUGGUUUAAAAAAUUAAAUAAAUCCGUCAGAAAUUUACAAUCGCAUAUUAUACAAAAUAACAGUUUGAUAUCUCAAAUAUAAAUGUUAUUUAUCUUCGAUUUUAAAGCAUGCUUUUUAGCCAAUGUAUAACAAACUAUAACACUUUAAACCACUAGAGUUUAAGAACACAGGGAACAUCCCUACCUUGAUGUUAGAUUAUUUUAAAUCCUCAAUACAUAUCAGAUUUAAUUUAAACAAUAAGCUGAAACAAACCUUUGUUUUAUUCUUUAUUGUUUAAUUGCUUAUCUGUUCUUUUUUUAUCGUCUGAUUUCGGGUCCGCAAUGCUCUUAAACAUUGUUCUUUUUUGGCUUUAUAACUAUUUUAUUCUGAGCGUCACUAAAGAGUCUGAUGUAGACGACACGUGCGUCUGGCGUAUUACAUUAUAAUCAUUGUAACCAAUUAUCUUUGAUAACUAAUUAAGGUAAUAGAAACACUCCUGAAGUUACAAUCUGUCUAACACAUUUUCUGCAAAUAGUGUUCAUAGUGGUAAUAAUCAGUUUUUUUAAACGUUGUUUGUGGUUUUUUUUUUAUCUUCGUUGUGCGGAAUGAAUGGAAUAUUUUAAACGUAGCAGACUGUUGAUGAUAUCAGCAUUUUACUAGUUUGUAUCCAUACUUGUCGACAUUUGAAAUAUCAAAACUAUUUGAAGGUAUAUGUUUCAAUUUUACUGCAUGUUGCUGCCUCCUGUAUGUCCUUCUUCUAAUUCUUUUGCAAAAAAGAAAACAGAUAGGCCACGUUUGUAAAGUUAGCAGACAUUUUGUUCUUGUACCAUCCAGACAUAUCAAAGUAGAUUUCCGUCAUUUUU